AUGGGUGACUACUCGAAAGCACUUGAAUUUUACGAAAAAGCACUUGAAAUCGACGAAGAAGCUCUGCCUUCGAAUCAUCCCCAAUUGGCUACUUCAUACAGCAACAUCGGUGGAGUAUACCGCAACAUGGGUGACUACUCGAAAGCACUUGAAUUUUACGAAAAAGAUCUAGAAAUCAUACAAAAAGCUCUGCCUGCGAAUCAUCCUGAUUUGGCUAAUGCAUACAGCAACCUCGGUAAAGUGUAUAAUAACAUGGGUGACUACUCGAAAGCACUUAAAUUUUACCAAAAAUCACUUGAAAUAAAAGAAAAAUCUCUGCCUCCGAAUCAUCCACGGUUUGCUACUUCAUACAGCAACAUCGGUCAAGUGUAUAAUAGCAUGGGUGACUACUCGAAAGCACUUGAAUUUUACGAAAAAUCACAUAAAAUCUACGAAAAAGCUCUCCCUUCGAAUCAUCCCUCAUUGGCUACUUCGUACAACAACAUCGGUCAAGCGUAUAAUAACAUGGGUGACUACUCGAAAGCACUUGAAUUUUACGAAAAAUCACUUAAAAUUAAAGAAAAAGCUCUGCCGUCGAAUCAUCCCUCAUUGGCUACUUCAUACAACAACAUCGGUCAAGUGUAUAAGAACAUGGGUGACUACUCGAAAGCACUUGAAUUUUACGAAAAAUCACAUCAAAUCUACGAAAAAGCACUGCCUUCGAAUCAUCCUCAUUUGGCUGGAAGCCAUUUAAGUUUUGCAGCAUGUUACGAAAGAAUGGGUGAUUACACAACAGCUCUUAAAAACCUUGAAAAUGCUUAUCAAAUUCAGCAAAAAGCUUUUGAAGAAGGUAAUUCAGCUUUUGGUUUAACAUACAGUAGGUUUGGAAGAGUUUAUUGCAAUAUGAAAGAUUAUUCAAAGUCACUUGAUUACUUUCAAAAAUGCCUCGCAAUAUUUCAACGAACAUUACCAGAAAGACAUCCCAAUCUAGCUAUUACAUAUAGUAAUAUUGGUGAUGUUCAUCGUUUAAUGAGUGAUUAUGAGAAGGCAAUUGCAUUUCAUCGAAAAGCAUUAAAUAUUCAAGAAAAUGUUCAAUGUAAUCCUCUCGAAUGUGCAACGACAUAUAUAGAUUUAGGUGAAACAUAUCGUCAAAUGAAAGAUUAUACAACAGCAUUGACAUAUUAUGAAAAAGGAUUAGAAAUACGUGAAAAUAAACUACCAAAAAAUCAUCCUGAUUUAGCUAUUGUAUAUCACAAUUUGGCAAAAUUAUAUUUAUCUACUCGACAAUAUAAUAUGGCAAUGAAAAAUGUUCAACAAGCCGUAGAAAUUGCUCAAGAAAAAUUACCUUCAAAUCAUCCUCAUAUUUUGGAAUAUAAAGAAACAUUUGAAAAAAUUCGAAAGAAAAUGUAA
Messenger RNA from Rotaria sp. Silwood1, 1389 nucleotides. The record is from the annotation of a GenBank genome assembly. NCBI's taxonomy places the organism in Eukaryota, Metazoa, Rotifera, Eurotatoria, Philodinida, Philodinidae.